AUGCCUGGACCUACAGCUUCCGGUAGCCGAUGGGCUAAUUCCAAACUUCCUCGACAGCCUGUCACUGCCGCUUUGAAUGCUACUUCGCGCGAGGGUAAUGGCGCGGGUGCUCCCGCUCAAGGCGCUUCUCUUAAGACGAACAUUAGUUCUUCCGAGGCUGGUACUCAUUCUACGACUUACACCGCUGCAAAUGCAGUGAACAGCGCUGAAGCGGCAAGUGUGGCCACUAUUCCCAGCAAUAGUCACUAUACUCCCAGAUCAUUUACAUUGAUGGGAUCAAUGACCGGCACAGCUGCCUCUAACAGCAGCAACGAGAAGGUAACAAAUUCCACCCCCGAGCCCAAACCUACAGUGAUGCCUUCCCACUUAAUAGUUAUCCAUGAUGAGCAGAUUUAUCCAAUAUCCUUCCUUUAUCUUAACACAAAUGAGUUUGUUAUGCUAAUGGAUUUACUUCUAAUUCUACAGAUCUCUCCGGUGGAAAUGUUCAUGAACAUGCACCAGGCUCAACAGAACCUGCAGAACUACUCCAAUGGAGUUCCCUCCAGCCAGGUCCAUCAGGGACCCGAAGGUAACGCUAUGCAGCCACCGAUCGUAGACCACUCGAUGCUGCUUCGCCUUCAGCAGCAUUGGACUCCUGCAGAUUGGAAUUUCCAGAAACGUGAAAUGACAGGCAUGCCGAUGCAGGAAGACUAUGACAGAGUUGCUGGUGACCGCCGACAGUCCUGUACCAUUCAGAGCGAGAACGAGGAAGUUUUCAGACAGGUCCUCCACAACGCCGCGAAUGGUCUGCCCACGACCUCCCCCCCGAGUGAGAAGGGCGGCCACAAGCGAAAGAAUACGACGGUUUCGGCGCCGCCUAAUAUGACUCUGGACACAUCUCCUACGGUGCUCAGGGGUAGAACUGGUAUAACCUCUUCUCAGAGUUUGACAUUCGGCCAAGGUAGCUUAGGUUCGGCAGUCGACCUCACGGGACUCUCUCGCGGUCGCCAAACGCCUAUCGUUCAGGGCAACCUCACCCAGUUCACCACGCCUACAAGCAUUCAGAGAGUUGGUCUACUUGAUCGCAAUCAUUCAGGCGGUCGAAGUCAUGACAGUACCACUCCUACAAGAACUCGGCGAAUCAGCCCCCUAGCUCCCCCUGGAAGCCAUAGCGCUGCCCAGCCAGUGCAAUCUAUCGUCCGUACCCAUACCCAUACCACCUCAUCGGGUUCUUCCAGUGGUUCUUCGAGCGGAAAUGGCCUUCUAGAGUCAUUGAGGAAAGCUCAGCAAAGCUCUCCUACACCUCUAACAAGAGAGCUGAUUCAGCAGCGACAGGCUCUUGUUAAGAGUCCUUCCAGCCAGCGAUCAAGUCUGCGAUCGACGUCCCCAAUCUACGGGCCAUUGGAAUUCCAUCCUAUUCCGGAGGAAGCCCAGAAGCUUCGCUCGGACUGGUUGAAUCGAUUGACCGGACCUACUGGUCAGCCUAUUGUCGAGGAUAUGCUACAUUCUAGUAACAUGCCGUUUGUUGAAACGUGCCAUCUUGCCGAGCGUAGUAACAACGGGAUUGUUUGCAUUACCAACAUCCCCUAUGAGAUCACCCGUGCUGAGAUCAUCGCCUUUUUGGGUCGUAGCGCUCGAAUCCUAAACGACAAGGAGGAGCCUGUCCAUAUUAUUAUGGACCGCGUUACCAGCAAGACAAACGACUGCUAUGUUGAGUUCGUGUCGUUCCAAGAUGCAGUCAAUGCUGUGGACAAGCACCGAGCGGCCAUCAAGCAGGAGCGCCACCCUAAACUCGGCGACCGCAAUGUGGAGAUGACGGUUGCCUCUCAGGCGAAGUUCAUGAAGGAACUCUUCCCUACUGCCCAUGGGAUUGACUGGCACGAAUCUCCUUAUGCAUUCACAUCUGAUUCUGAGUAUGACUUUGAAAACUUCAAAGGAUUCGUCUGUGCGGAAGAGAUGGGUAUGCUCUAUAAGCAUGCUGAGGCCAACUCUCACGCCUCAUAUGCGAAAGGUUGUCCCGAACGUCCGUUCGAGUGCAUGAUCAGCACUCUAAAGAAGAUGCCGUGGUACCUAACUGAGCGUAUCACCAUCAAGGAGCGUCAUUAUAUCUAUGACACGACGUUCAAGAUGGUUCACUACUUGAAGGAGCUUCUUGAGAAAGGCACACUGCGCCGCGGCCAAAAGCCCGACUUCAAUCGCCUCACUAAACAGCUCCUUAACCGACUUGUUAAGGCUGCUAUGCUAUGCCCCGGCUUCACCGUGAGCCAAAAGGACAACAUUGCGUACACGGUCAACCUGUCCGAGCUUGACUUACGCGAUUACAACCAGCCUCGUUUUGCUGAGGGCUGGUGCCAUCAGUAUGCCCUUGGCGUUAAGCCCGGCGUCCCUCUAGAUGUCGUCGAGUACUACAUUGCUCUAAUUAGAGCCGAAACUUCGCGGGUUGUAGAUAACCUUGGCAUCAGCCGAAAGCGCGCCCUGAAGCUCGAGCAAAGCAAGACUUCCGAUUACUGGGGCUUUUUCUGGUGCGAGAUGGAUUUGCCGUCAGGAGCAGCGUUUGACAACAUGACGCUGGCCGACGUUGCUGCUUUGGAGUGGGAUGCCAUUGAGAAGAUUAUCCGUCGUGCUAUCACUGGAGGACAGCUGCCUUCCUACUAG
Molecule: messenger RNA, 2634 nt
Organism: Daldinia vernicosa
Lineage: Eukaryota; Fungi; Ascomycota; Sordariomycetes; Xylariales; Hypoxylaceae
Exons: 4
Coding region: 1-2634 (877 amino acids)
Molecular function (GO): nucleic acid binding
Source: RefSeq, a predicted model, not a curated record